GCAACCUGUUGACAAAAUGGCUGAGGUCUAACAUGUAGGCCUGGCCUAGUUUAGCAGGGUGUGUUGGUAGUUUACCAGAGCCCUAGUCAUGGCGGAAUUCUCAUAGAGAUGCUAGGAUUAUAGAUAGUCUACUGGCUCGACAUAUUUUUAGUUCCUGGUACAUACACAGCAGACCACAGUCAAAAGUGGCACUUCUUGAAGUUUGCUCGCAUAGAGCUGAAUCCCUGUCAGCUGGCCGGGAACAGAUAUUGUACUAGCUCUAGCUGUGGUCAUCUAACAACUGCUGGACAUGAUGUAGUUAUGGUCAUCCGCCAACUGCUGGAUAUGAUGGAGCUAAAGGUUUGGGUGGAUGGUCUACAAAAAGUUGUGUGUGGUGCCAACUCCAGCACAACAUGCCAUGACGUGGUGUUGGCCCUGGCACAUUCUAUGGGCAGAACUGGCCGGUUUACACUGAUUGAAAAAUGGAGGGAAUCUGAGCGGCCACUAACCCCCACUGAAUGUCCACUACAGUCCCUGCAGAAGUGGGGGGGUUACGCUGCUGAGGUCAAGUUUUACCUGGUGCAUGCUGACCGCAGCUACCAGGGAAAGGAAACAUUCCGUCACACCCCUCCUCCUGGUCGUCAUGAACCUAACACAGACUCACUCAAGCGCUCAUCAACAUUCAGUGGUGUCCACUACAGGUCAGCUGGUUUUGUCACCAGCUCUUUAAACAAGCAAUCUUCUAGGACAGGAAGUCGUGGCAUUGGUGAGGAGUCCAACACAAACCCAGCAACACCAGAUCAGCUCAGAACUCAUUCUAGCAGUCACACCUCAGUCAGGUCAAACAAUUAUUUUUCAGUGUCUGGGCAUAUAUCCUCUCCACAAUCACAACUCCCUAACACAUCACAACAUCCACACCCUACCAACACAUCACAACAUCCACACCCUACCAACACAUCACAACUUCCAUACCCUACCAACACAUCACAACAUCCACACCUUCCUAACACAUCACAACAUCCACACCUUCCUAACACAUCACAACUUCCAUACCCUACCAACACAUCACAACAUCCACACCUCCCUAACACAUCACAACAUCCACACCUUCCUAACACAUCACAACACCCACACCUCCCUAACACAUCACAACAUCCACACCUCCCUAACACAUCACAACAUCCACACCUCCCUAACACAUCACAACAUCCACACCUUCCUAACUCAUCACAAUAUCCACACCUCAACACAUCACAACAUCCACACCCUACCAACACCUCGCAACAUCCACACCUCAACGCAUCACAACAUCCACACCUCAACGCAUCACAACAUCCACACCCUACCAACACCUUGCAACAUCCACACCUUCCCAUUCCCGCUCCCAGACGUAAUGUCAGUUCUCCAUUAUCACUUGACGGAUCAAGUCAAAGCAGUCAAACCACACAUCUAAACACUCAAACCACACAUCUAAACACUCAAACCACACAACUAAACAGUCAAACCACACAUCUAAACAGUCAAACCACACAUGAAAUUAAUUUAAACGCUGGGACUGCCCCCAGUCCAUCAGAGAAGACAUUGCACAGCCCAUCAGAUGGCAGCCAGUACCAAUGGUCACCUACAGACCUACAGUCUGAUGUGCAUGCAGCCCACCAUGACCUAGACAAGGAUACACCUGGCAGAGCCUUAACAUCAGCCACCAUAGAGAGCUCUGUCAGAGACAACCUCUCACCCUCUGCCAGCACAGGUCCUGAUGGAAAGAAAACUUUGAAUGAGAAUCUUCCACCUAGUGGCCACGUGAGCUCCAGUCAUAUGGCCACACAUGAUAGUGUCAACAGAGAAAAUGUUUUGACAAAACUUGAAACACAGAAGAUGAGUUUUGUUGAGUCAGCAGUCAAAAAUUCCAAAACAGCUGGAGCUGCUAGAGCCCCUUCCUCGUUUGCUUCAGCAGUUGCACAUCUUCGACAGCACAGCAAUGAUGGACAUUUAGCAGCAGAUAAAACCUCUGCCCCCCAUGUAAGGCAGAGCAGCAAUGAUGGGGAACUUUCUGCCUUCAUGCAAGUUCCACCUCGUUCUAGCAGUAGCUCCACCCCAGUGGCGUUUAGCCUGGACACUGUCCACCACAAGAACAUUGGUCCAGGAUGGCACCACCAGGGCUCCCACUCCAGGCAAGCCAGCGUGGAGAUAGAAGAAUAUGACUUGGAUGAGAAGUUCCCCGACUACUCUGUUGGUGGUCUGCCACUAGAGUACAGCCUAGACAGUAUGCUGCCAGUCAACACAGAGUAUUUGCAGCUCAUUCAAUUCAUCCAAAUCCAGGGGGAGAGAAUUGACAUGCAAGAAGUCAAGCUACAGGAAACCAGCAUGGAGAUUUCUGCCCUAGAAUCCCAGCAUUGGCCAAAUGAGGACAACUCUGGCCAACUGAGCCUGGCCCAGAAGCAGGAGCUGGCCCAGCUUGAGCAGGCUGACUGGGCCAGUGUUUUGGCCAGCCAUCAGCAACAGGAGGAGAACUUGAAGAAUCAGCUUGCCAGGAUGGGUGGACAGCUUGAGGAGCUUGAGAGAAAACUUGGUCAACUCCAGGAACAGGAGGAGAGGCUCAGCCAGGACUUGUUGCUGGCUGUGGAGGAAAGUAUCAACACUGAAGUGUCAUUGCUGAAAGAGAAGCUGCUCAAAGUGGACAAACAAAUUGGUGAGGAUAACAAAAAACUGGAGAACAUGAAAUCUCUGAUCAGUCAAAUGGAAGAAUUAAAACAGAGCAAGAGCCGCGAGGAGGCUGAAUUAGAAAAACUGGUGUCUGGUAAAACUGUCAAACAAAUAUCCAGCUCAGAGCCCAUCAACAGUCCCAAGUCUCCAACCCUCACAUCAGCUGCAGAUAGUGGAGAGACCAUAAUAAAAAUCUUAGAAGGUCUCUCCUCACCCUACCCAGAGGGCCUGGCCACUACAUUUAAAUCACAGAACCCCAAUGGAGUCUGGGUUUGAUAGGACCACUUCUGGCUGUGUGAUAGGACCACUUCUAGCUGUGUGAUAGGACCACUUCUAGCUGUGUGAUAGGACCACUUCUAGCUGUGUGACAGGACCACUUCUAGCUGUGUGACAGGACCACUUCUGGCUGUCUGAUAGGACCACUUCUGGCUGUGUGACAGGACCACUUCUGGCUGUGUGACAGGACCACUUCUGGCUGUGUGAUAGGACCACUUCUAGCUGUGUGAUAGGACCACAAAUUAUUAAUACCAGCUGCCAGCCCUAUUCCCACAAUAAUUGUUGAUGUCAAAUUAUUAAUACCAGCUGCCAGUCCUAUUCCCACAAUAAUUGUUGAUGUCAAAUUAUUAAUACCAGCUGCCAGUCCUAUUUCCACAAUAAUUGUUGAUGUCAAAUUAUUAAUACCAGCUGCCAGCCCUAUUCCCACAAUAAUUGUUGAUGUCAAAUUAUUAAUACCAGCUGCCAGCCCUAUUUCCACAAUAAUUGUUGAUGUCAAAUUAUUAAUACCAGCUGCCAGACCUAUUCCAACAAUAAUUGUUGAUGUCAAAUUAUUAAUACCAGCUGCAAGACCUAUUUCCACAAUAAUUGUUGAUGUCAAAUUUUUAAUACCAGCUGCCAGCCCUAUUCCCACAAUAAUUGUUGAUGUCAAAUUAUUAAUACCAGCUGCCAGCCCUAUUUCCACAAUAAUUGUUGAUGUCAAAUUAUUAAUACCAGCUGCCAGCCCUAUUUCCACAAUAAUUGUUGAUGUCAAAUUAUUAAUACCAGCUGCCAGCCCUAUUCCCACAAUAAUUGUUUCCUGUGAAUACUCAAGCAAAAAUAAAUGUUACUAAAACUGGAGCUUGUAACUUUGAUCUUGUUAAGCCCUCCCAAAUCUUGCCAAAAAUAUCACCACAUGAUUUUGAGUGAGGUGACCUCUGGUCAAGAAUGUUUGUACAUUUAUAAUACUUGAUACUGAUUUGUUUGUACAUGAACAAUGUUUAUAUUUAUAUCUUUGUGAUCAAAAUAUAUUGUUAUUUAAUCUGU
Molecule: messenger RNA, 3981 nt
Organism: Physella acuta
Lineage: Eukaryota; Metazoa; Mollusca; Gastropoda; Physidae
Biological process (GO): signal transduction
Source: RefSeq, a predicted model, not a curated record